This is a messenger RNA of Oldenlandia corymbosa var. corymbosa, 3512 nucleotides long. Lineage: Eukaryota; Viridiplantae; Streptophyta; Magnoliopsida; Gentianales; Rubiaceae. The record is from the annotation of a GenBank genome assembly.
CGAAUAACCCAACUCCCACAACCCUAGUCCCCUCAAAGUCCACCUCACCUUUCUUCACUCUCUCCUUUUUUUUCCCUUAGCAGUCUUUUUCUCUCUUUCUUCUUCAGCAGUCAGUUCAGUUCAGCACCACAACAGUAUUACAUCAGUCUUUCUUUCUUUCUUUCUCUCCCGCUUAAAACCCUCGCUUUUGUCCUCCCGCCCCACGGAAACGUCGUCGCUUUCUUCACUCUCUGCGCACGUACUCCAUUCCGUAGUUCGUCCUUUCUUUUUGAUUCUCUGAAUUGGAGGAAUUUGGAGCUGAUUUUGUUUUGUCUGGUUUGAGUUUAUUUCUUCUUUCUUCUUUUUCUGAUUGGAAUGACCAUGGUUGAUAAUGAGGGAAACGUGGAUGAUCAGAAGGAGGUUGCUGAUGGUGGGACCACACUCAAGUCUCCAUGGAAGACGACGCCUGCUGCGGCGGCAGCCAAGGUAGAUGGCAUUGAUUCUGCUGCUGCUUCCGACUCUGAUUCCUGGCCGGCGCUUUCUGAUGCUCAACAGCAUCGCCAGAAGAGUGUUUCUGUUGAUUCUCGCACUUCUGAUUCUCCGACGGUUGGAACUCAGGCUGCUGCUGCUGCUGCAGGGGAAGCGGGAGCUGACGGAACUCCGCCUCUUUCGCCUGUUACGACGGGACCAGCUGAACAGCAGAAGACCAAUGGUCAUAAUAACUUUAGGGCUUCGCAUAAACCGUCUGGGAUGCGCCAGUCAAAGAUGAGCCCGAAGCAGUACUCAAAUGGUGUACCCCACUUUGCUGUACCUUUGCCUUUUCCUCAACCAGGAAUGCCUCCAAUGUUUCAUACCAUGGUGCCAGCACCACCCAUUCCUGUUCAUGGAUAUUUUUACCAGCCUCCCCCUGGGCCUUUCCCAACCGUUGAAAGUCAUAUGAUGAAGACUGGAUAUGAUAUCCCGGUGCAAGCUUUCACUCCUGAUGGUAGUUUGCGUCCUCCAUUACGCGCUCAUUCAGCUGCACAUGAUGCCAAUGCUUUGAGAAAUGGAUCUGAGUCUCAAGAACCAAAUUCGCCGGCCAAAUCUCCUCGACCAAGUCAGCAAGCACCUGGUUCCAAAGAAAAUGUUCAUAUGCAACAACCUAUGGGACCAAGGCCUUUCAUGGGACCUCCAUUCUUUCCAGCUCCAGGAUUCAUUGAUGGACCAAACGUUCCUGGUCCUCCAGGAGCAAUUUAUUUUGUACCUUUUGCUCCUCCAGGCUCUAUAAGAUUGCCUUAUCGACCCUUCUUCGCUCCACAUCCUUCAAACUCUGCAUCUCCAACUGUUAACUCAUCUUUGAGGGCAAACAUUGUAAAGCAAAUUGAGUAUUACUUCAGUGAUGAGAAUUUGAAAAACGAUCACUAUUUGCUUUCGUUGAUGGAAGACCAAGGAUGGGUCCCGAUUUCGAAAAUUGCUGACUUCAAAAGGGUGAAAAGGAUGAGUACAGACAUACAAUUCAUCUUGGAUGCAUUGCAGGAUUCAAGUACGGUAGAGGUCCAGGGUGACAAGGUUAGAAGAAGAGAUGAAUGGCCGAAGUGGAUUAGUCAGAACCAAUCUCCCAUUUCACAGUCUGCUUCCAAUUGUUUGAACAGUGCAGACACUGGCCUGGAUACUGAUAGUGAGGUGAAUUAUAACAAGGACAGCUUUGAUGGGACGAAACAAAUACCAAAAAGUAAUGAGAUUGUGUUAGAUAUCACUAGUCAAAGCAAAGAUGCCCUGAAUGGGUCACCUAAUGCUAAUUUAGAGAGGAGUCACAAUUUGUCAUCUGAUAAAGGAAAUAACGCAUUUAGUAUUGAGGGUUGUCAGAAAGAUUUAGUAGCCUCUUCACAAAGAACCGAGUCAACAGAAUACAAAGGUCAUGUAACUAAAUGCUUCCAGUCAUCUUCAGAUUUAGCUUCACAGAAUUUGGAGGGCUUAUCUAGUGAUUUCACAAACACAUUUAUGCUAGAUGAAGAGCUUGAACAUGACCACAAGACAGUUACUGCAGAUGCAUCUACUUCACAAAGGGUUGAUGAUGACGAUGAUGAAAUGGUUGGAAGUGAUCAAGCUGUUGAUAGACUUGUAAUUGUCACUCAGAAUCCACGAAAUGUUAAUGAUUCUGGAACUAGGCUAAAAGGACCAAGUUCCCUCUCAUCUGAGCUUGCCUCUGCUAUAAAUGAUGGCCUCUAUUUCUAUGAGCAGGAACUGAAAGCCAGGCAUUCCGGUCGUAGAAACGUAAACUCCCGUCAUGAAAACAAUGAGAGUUCCAAAUCUCCUCAUGCUGUUUCCUCUAUGUCAAAGUCAAGGGCUGGAACUCAUUCUUUUGGAGGGAGUACCUUUGAAGGUACUGGAAGUUCUAAUUCCCGGAAGAAGCCAAACAAAGGAUUUCAUAGGCAAUCCUCUAAUUCUAAACAACGUCUCUUUCCUUGCACCUUAAAAAAUCAUGGAACUGUGCGGAACUCAAUUGGCAUCAUAUCUGAAAGUCCUCCAAGCGAGUCUGUUGGAUUCUUUUUUGGUUCUACACCUCCUGAAAAUCCAGGUGUGAGGUCCUCGAAGUUGAGUGCAUCUCCACGCAGAAACUUAUCUGUUGGCAGUCCACCGGUAGGUUCAGCACCAAAGUCAUUCCCAUCUUUCCAGCAUCCAAGUCAUAAACUCUUGGAAGAAAAUGGCUUCAAACAGCAGCUGUACAAAAAGUAUCAUAAGCGCUGCCUUGCAGAUCGGAAGAAACUUGGUAUCGGUUGCAGUGAGGAAAUGAAUACACUUUACAGGUUUUGGUCAUAUUUUCUUAGAAACAUUUUCGUGGAGUCCAUGUAUAAUGAGUUUCGGAAAUUGUCAGAAGAGGAUGCUGCCGCAAAUUAUAAUUAUGGAAUGGAGUGCCUAUUCCGGUUUUACAGUUAUGGCUUGGAGAAGGAAUUCCGAGAGAAUCUUUAUGAGGACUUUGAAAAACUUACUCUUGACUUCUACAAUAAAGGGAAUCUCUAUGGGCUGGAGAAGUAUUGGGCAUUUCACCAUUACCGUGAAGCUCAAGGACAUAAGGAGCCUUUAAAAAAGCACGCGGAAUUGGAUAGAUUGCUCAGGGAAAGAUUCCGUAGUUUGGAUGAUUUCAGACGUGGGAAAGGAAAAUCUGCAACGGUGGAGGAUAGCUAAAGUCAUAUAUCAAUGACGGGUUUUGUUAGAAUCAGAAUGUAUAUAAAUCCUUUUUGCUGAUUUUGUCUUUUUUUGCCUGUGGCCAUUUUGAGGCCUUACUGUAAAAAAACUAAUAGCGGAAUGUGAAAAAAAAAAAGAAAAGAUAAAAAGAAGUCAGUCAAGUAGGUGGUGUGAUUGCAACAUAACUUCACCCUUGAGAAAGAGAAAUGAAAAUGAAACGGGAACUGUGUUUUGGAGAAUUUCCUUUCCCAUAUUCUUUUUAGUUUGACGUAUGCGUAUUGAAAUUCAUUACAUUUUCGCGUAUGAGCUUGCUUUGGUCUAGGUUUACUUCAUUCAGCCUCAGGUGCUACAGCUUGCAAAUGGCUAUG